Molecule: messenger RNA, 1050 nt
Organism: Cuscuta campestris
Lineage: Eukaryota; Viridiplantae; Streptophyta; Magnoliopsida; Solanales; Convolvulaceae
Source: the annotation of a GenBank genome assembly
CUACCAUUAUCUGCCCGGAGUCCAUACCCUGAGAGGCCGACGCGAGCAAAAACCCCUUGAGAACAUAAUGGCCUCCGCCACUCUGUUCCGCCUCUCGCUUCCGCCUUUCGCCGCCACGGUCUACCUUCCUCCCCACCAACACCGCAGCCGCCUCUUGCCCCGUCCUCUCACACCCAACUCACCAAAUCUCUUCCAAACCCGAUCCCCGCCCAAGCCCCACCGCGCCGGAUCCCCAAUCUGCGCCUCCUACGGCCCGACGCCGGCCACCGACCGGCUAAUCUCCGCCGCGGCGUACUUCCUCCCGCUCUUCAACGGCCUCCAGUACGGCCGCUUCCUCCUGGCCCAAUACCCAACCCUAGCCAUCCCAUUCGACCCGAUCCUCCCGAUCCUCUCCCUCUACCGCUCCGNGCCGCCUCUUGCCCCGUCCUCUCACACCCAACUCACCAAAUCUCUUCCAAACCCGAUCCCCGCCCAAGCCCCACCGCGCCGGAUCCCCAAUCUGCGCCUCCUACGGCCCGACGCCGGCCACCGACCGGCUAAUCUCCGCCGCGGCGUACUUCCUCCCGCUCUUCAACGGCCUCCAGUACGGCCGCUUCCUCCUGGCCCAAUACCCAACCCUAGCCAUCCCAUUCGACCCGAUCCUCCCGAUCCUCUCCCUCUACCGCUCCGUCCCUUUCGCCAGCUUCGUCUCCUUCUUCGCCAUCUACUUGGGAAUCGUCCGCAACGAGAGGUUUAGCCAUUACGCCCGCUUCAACUCGCUCCAGGCGCUGGUGCUUGACAUCCUCCUGGUGGUGCCGCUUCUGGUUCAGCGGAUCUUCGCUCCGGGUCGGGCAGGAAUCGGGCUCAAGAUAACGAUAUGGAUGUAUAAUGGGCUUUUUGUGUUCGUAGUGGGCUGCUUUUUGUAUGGGCUUCUCGCCAGUGUUUUUGGGAAAACUCCUUACUUCCCCCUCGUAACUGAUGCUGCCAAGCACCAAAUGUAGGCCCGGGUGUAUUUUAUUCUCUUGUGUUUGUAAUGCAACUUUUUAGUUUUACUAAAAGUAGUACCUUUAU